AGAGACGACUUCCCAUAAUUACUGUUGCUGUAUUUCUGAACGUGGCGGAAUAUAUUUUAAGAUGUGGGAAGUAUUUAGCAAAGUAGAGAAGUGAAAACAUUUAAAUCAAUGAAUGCAUCUUUCUGUCAUGCCACGGUGAAGAGGGAGAAGUGAUUUCAGCUGUGACACGUCGAGACUCAGGGUAUUUUCUCUUUAAUUUCAAUCCUAUAUCAUGUUUUAUGGAGUGUGCUGCUGGAGUAAUAAGACUUCUUGGAUAGGUGAUGUACUUUAAUGGCUUUUAAAAAUGUAUUUAUUUAAUUUGAGUUAAAAGGAUGCAUUCAAAGAACCUUCGUGGCUGUUUUAUUUGAGCAACAAGUACUAUAUAAUAGAUGAAUACCUUUUCAUUGAUAAACACAAAUUAAAUUUCAAUUCUGUCGAUAUAAUUGACCGUACAACAUGUCGGUAUCCCUUAAACACUGAGAAAGCAUAAAACAACUUGUCACACUCAAUAAUUGGUCUUUUUCCUGGACGACAAGGACGAGUAAGAAAAGCCCAGGUGUGCAUAGUAUAAAUAAUGAUUGCUGGAUUCUAUUUAGGGUCCUGGUAUUGUGCAUGUCGGCUCACUGUCGCACUGUCGAGGCUUACUGGGACACAGAGCCAUCAUUAAUGGUAUUGGUAGCUCCUGUGUUUUUCCUACUAUGACAGGUGAAAAUAUCUGCUGUGAAAAACUCCUAUAGUUUAGUGAAUAACAGUUUUUCCCCCCAAAAAAUAUGGCUUUUCUUUGUUUAUAUUUUCCAAAAUGCCUUUUGGAGGGAACUAAUUUAUUAGAUGUUUUAUUUAAUAUGUAUCUCAGAUGAUGGAGGGGCCGUUUGAUAAAUAUGACCAUGUGUACAGUUUGUCAGUUCUAGCCACAGUCAACAAUUCUAGUUUGUAUUCUAAGAGUGUGUUGGGACAACACUAUGCAAGGAAAGGCCUGAUGGGUCGCUUUUCUUUUCUUCUGUGUUUUAUAGGAACUCAAGAUGAGAAUCCUGACAUUUCUCUCGUUCGUCCUGCUGCUAAUGCAUCAAAGCUUCUCACUCUCCAGAGCACAGUGUCGCAGCUGUGAGCAAACAUCCUGCAACUGCUCGGGACAAAACCUGACCACGGUCCCUGAGGCUCCUUCAACGCUCAUCACUGAACUCGAUCUCUCCUUCAACAGACUGCAGACGAUAGUGAAAAAUGACUUUGUUGCGUUUUCCCGUCUGCAGUCUUUGAUCGUGAAUAACAACAGAAUCCAAAAGAUCCACGACGAAGCAUUUUUCCCGCUGACUAAUUUGGAGAAGUUGGACUUGUCCUUUAACAGACUGAAAACAUUGUCUGCUGGAUGGUUUGAAAACCUUUUUUCUCUUCGUCACUUGAAUCUUUUGGGGAACAAAUAUAAAAUGUUGGGUCAAGGCAACGUUUUCCAGCCGCUGAAGAGAUUAAGGACCUUACAUUUUGGAGGCCCUGACCUUCAAUCUGUCCGAAAAAGUGACUUGUCUGGUCUCAGUGUUCUUGAAGAGGUUGUUUUUGAUGGAAAGAAUCUGCGGUAUUACGCAGAAGGAAGUUUAAGACAAAUUGGGCCACUCAAAUUUGUCACACUUGGUCUGAAUGGUCCAUUUUGGAGAAAUCAACCACUCGUAGAAGCUAUACUGUCUGAUGUCGUACACCAAAACACAACCCUAACAUUCACUGACACACAGUUUUACACAGAGGAUCAAAUCCUCCCAUUGAAAAUGGCCCACCGCGGCGGAACUACAAGUGUUAUUUUCAAAGAUGUUACUAUGACCGUUCCGGCUACCAUGGCAUUUCUGCAUAUUAUGUCGGACUCUAAUUUGACUAAGUUGGCACUUGUAGAUACUAAACUCCUCCUAAGUUCUUUGGGUAGCAUUGAAUAUCCCCAACACUUUAACCGUUUGGAGGCUGUUGUCUUGAAAAAUGUUGCUGUCCCUCAGUUUUACAACUUCCCAGUCUUUUUCCUGGGGCCUCUGGUGGGCAUGGUGCGAAGAGUGUCGCUGCUAAACUGCAAGUUUUAUCUCUGGCCUUGUGAGUACUCUGUUGAUUUCUCAAAUCUGGAGUAUAUGGACGUCAGUGACAACUUGCUUAGUGAUCUGGCCUUCGGCGAAAUGAUGUGCGAUGGUAAUGGUGGUCUUUGGACUCUGCAAACCAUCAAUGUCAGCAGGAAUCACCUUCAGUCGAUCAACAGCCAGCUCUUCACCAAACUAAGUAAGCUUAAAAACAUCGACAUGAGUGGAAAUGCAUUUCAUAGUAUGCCUGAGACUUGUUACUGGCCGCCAAGUCUCCAGUUCCUAAACCUUUCAUCAACACAUUUACUAAAAGUAACCACUUGUUUGCCGGUGAGUUUAAGAAUCCUCGACAUAUCAGACAAUGACUUGACCGUGUUCAACGUCAAACUACCUUUUCUCACAGAGUUAUACAUCUCUGGCAACAAGAUCGUUACGUUGCCAGACGGGGUUUUAUACCCUCGUCUCACGUUUCUCUCCAUUCCAAACAACGACUUACAGACAUUCAGCAGCAACACUCUGAAUCAUUAUAAUAAUCUGAAGAGUCUGGAGGCUGGUGCUAACAAGUACAUCUGUUCAUGUGACUUUGUAGCGUUCAUGACGAGUUCUCGCGUCAUAUUUGGAGAUGAUUCCAAGUCGUACGUCUGUGACUCCCCUGACGCCGUGAGAGGAAAGAGUGUGGCAGAAGCGAGGUUGUCAGUGUUUGAGUGCCACACGGCUUUAGCGGUUUCUUUACUCUGCUCAGGCUUCCUGGUGGUGUUUCUGAUCGUCGCAGGUUUGUGUCACAAAUUCAGCGUUGUGUGGUAUUUGAAGAUGACCUGGUACUGGCUGAGGGCCAAGAGGAAGCCAAAGUUAAAAAAGGGCGAGCUGGAGUAUGACGCCUUUGUGUCCUACAGUGAAAUGGACUCUGGUUGGGUGGAUGCACAUCUGGUCCCGGAGCUGGAGCAGACCGAGCCACCUCUCCGGCUCUGCCUCCACAAGAGAGACUUUGUUCCCGGAGGCUGGAUCUUGGACAACAUCAUGGUCGCCAUAGAGAAGAGUCACAGAACUCUGUUUGUCCUUUCUCCGCAUUUUGUCAGCAGUGAAUGGUGCAAGUAUGAGCUGGACUACACCCAUUUUAGAGUGUUUGACCAAAACGACGACACAGUUGUGCUGAUUCUGUUGGAGCCCAUUGAUAAAGAGACAAUUCCCAAAAAGUUCUGCAAGCUGCGGAGGCUCAUGAACUCUCGGACGUACCUGGAGUGGCCUGAUGAUGACGACCAGAUCUCCAGGUUCUGGCACAGCUUGAAAACAGCUAUUAAAAGGCCUGAUAAUGGGAACUGUGUACAGUUUGACAAUGUGGACUUUUAAUUUCAGAGUUUUACUUUGCAGCUUUUUUUUUUUUUUUUAAUCUGUAACUUUUAAAUUCAGUUGGAUGAAUGUCAAUAAAAUGUCUUUGGUCAUAAAUUGGGCCUGCUCAAUAUCGGUUGUAGCCAUCCAUUCAUUCUUUAAACCCAUUAUCCCAUCCUGGUUUCCCCAAUGCGUACUUCCCCGGCAACCCUGCCUUCUAAAAAUGACAUUUCUGCACAUUUAAUUUGUUGUGUUGUCAAUUAGAUUUUGUGAGGAAUUCCGAGUGAUUAACUCUAGCCAUUGAAGUGCUACAUUUAUGCACACGGUGACCUAGGGAGUUUGAUCGGGGUGUAAGUUGGGUGUACAAAGUUCAGGGCAUAUUCAUCCUGUUUAACAUCAGAGGGAUAAGCUACAUAUUGCCUAU
Messenger RNA from Anarrhichthys ocellatus (wolf-eel), 3774 nucleotides. Its product is annotated as toll-like receptor 2. The transcript has a single exon. Gene Ontology annotation, molecular function: protein binding; triacyl lipopeptide binding; transmembrane signaling receptor activity. Gene Ontology annotation, biological process: inflammatory response; immune response; toll-like receptor signaling pathway. Lineage: Eukaryota; Metazoa; Chordata; Actinopteri; Perciformes; Anarhichadidae. Gene Ontology annotation, cellular component: plasma membrane; signaling receptor complex. The record is from RefSeq and is a predicted model, not a curated record. Bases 999 to 3371 code for a protein of 790 amino acids.